Messenger RNA from Belonocnema kinseyi, 3919 nucleotides. RefSeq names its product WD repeat-containing protein 44. The transcript is spliced from 6 exons. Bases 391 to 3432 code for a protein of 1013 amino acids. The record is from RefSeq and is a predicted model, not a curated record. NCBI's taxonomy places the organism in Eukaryota, Metazoa, Arthropoda, Insecta, Hymenoptera, Cynipidae. Gene Ontology annotation, molecular function: protein binding.
UCAAAUGUAAACUCCACAAGUAUAAUUUUUUCAAAAAUCAGAAAGUUAAUUAACUUUCUCAUUCAGUGUCAAAUUUAUACUUAAUCAUUCAUAUUCGUUUUCCUGCUGGUGAAUUUUUCAUGGAAUCGCGACUUGUGUCAUGUGAACAGAGCAACACGAAAUGGAUCAGUGGGAAGGAGGACUUUGUUGCUAGUGAAACAACUCCUGAGUAUUUUUAGCGACUUCCUUUACAUUUUUAUUACCGGUUAGUUUAAUUUUAAUUCUACAUUUUGUGGUGGCUAUUCUAAAAUCAGUGUUUGUGAAGAACUGUCGCGAUCACGUGAUACCAAAAAUCUUGACAGUUUCGAUGCUGUCUAGAGUGCUUACUCCAAAUACCUUUUACAGACGAAAAUGUCUGAAAGCAGUGAAUCCGAAGAGUUUUUCGACGCAGAGGAUGACAGCACUCAACGAACCUCAAGGAGAAGUAAAAAUCAGCAAUCGCCUGCUGCUGAAACGCAGGUUGAAAAAAAAGGAGCGGAGAAACAAGUUGACGAUAAGUUAUUUGUGAAACCCGCUGAUCCAAGACCACUUCCUGAUCUAGGAACUCAAGUCGACUCGGAAACUAAACCUAAUUUAGAAAAAGCUGAUGAAAAUGAUAAGGGAACCGGGACGGACAAGAAUGUCGGUAGGAGACGCUUUCGUGAAUUGCGUCAGAGAAUGCAAACCGAGGACGAUGAUAUUCCAAUCAACAGUUCGCCCCCGGAUAGUCAGACAUCCUCGAUCGAGGGUAUCUAUCCCACGCCCUCGAAAACAUCGCAUCCCUUCCGAAUCAUCGAACACGACACCUUCAGCUUGCAAAGCAUGACUUCCUUGGGCCGGGUUGGUCGAAUUCUCGCCGGGACAUCCGACAACGCUUCCGCAAUUCUUGUUCCAAGUGUCUCGCAAUGUCCACCGCCCGCUCUAUCACGCGACAGCCAGAUGUCCUCGAUUGCGAGCAUUUCCAGCAGCAAGGACGAGGACGCUGCCUCGGGCAAGGUUUCCCAAUCAUCAAGCAGUCUGACCCUCUCCGGAGAAAUGCUUCUUCAGGAGACUGCAAAUAGUCGAUCGGAUGGCUCGACUACCUCACAAGGCGAGAAGCCGGCAGUUCUUCAAGAACCGGACGUUAUUGCAAGCACGAAAAAUAAUGGAAAGCCUCCUGAUUCGCACAAUGGUUCCAUACCCAAAGUUCCGGUCGCACCUCCUCGACGAAAAAAGAAAACGAAGGUUCCGACACCGACUGAUCUUGCUCCUGCACCAGCUGGCGCAUUAGUCUCUUCCGGUUCGCCACUGCCAAGUCCCGCGAGUACAAUUGAAUCAAUAACGAGAGAAUUCGAACACUCUCUUGACAUUCGAUCCGCCACGAAAGGACAAUAUGUAGUGAAGCCGCAGGAUGAGCAUAGAUCGAAGGCAGAGGGACCUUCCUCGGAGGAACUGGCCAGAGUUGAAAGAAUGAAAGCCGAAUUGCUGAGCGUUCGUUCCAGUGACAAAUCGAAUAGUCCAAUCGGAUCGAUAUCUAGCAAUAGCAUCGGUCGAUAUUCAUUGGGACCGCACAAACUCUCCGGUUUUGGCCAUCAAAUAUCGAGAGAGAGACGCAAAUCGGCCGGCGAUCAGGACAUGGUCAAACAGCUCAACAUGUUCGUCAGAACGAGAACUGAUUCGGGAAAACGGCUCACUGACAUGGAAAUUUUAGAGCAGGUGACAGUCUUGAAUUUGGACACAGGCGAGAGAGUGCCAUUAAGUAUUGCCGAGGACAAAUUGCCUCAGUGUAUAAAUCCCCUGUCUCUUCACAUAAUGAGACUGACUUCUGAGUACAUAAGUAACACGAGUUUAGAGAAGGAGAAGGAGAGUGACGAGGAGAGUGUAGACAGCAAAAUGUCUAGUAUACCUCCAGACGAAGACGUGGCAGUUGGAAGAGUUCGCAAGAAGACUCAAAAAUUGAGACGAUUUUUGGGCUCAACUGUGAAGAAGACAAUGGACAAGGCGAAGUCAAUAGCUCAAGAAGUGUCGCACGCCCGACACAAGGAGGACGUGAUGGACAUUGUGGAUGAGGUGAAUCCCGGCGAGCAGCAGUGGAUCAAACUGAAAGCCUCGAAUAGUCACAAAGGUCCCUACGAAUUCUGCAAUUUGCAACACGUCCAGGAUCUGAGUGGCGAACACGUCGGUCCAGUCUGGUGUAUGAAAUUCUCAGCUUGCGGAAGAUUGCUGGCAACCGCCGGCCAAGACAAAGUCCUGAGAAUCUGGGUUUUGCGGGACGCCUUCACCUAUUUCCAGGACAUGCGGACAAAAUACAAUGCGGAGAAAGUCAGUCCAACACCUUCCCAGGAAUCCCUUGUGUCCCAGCAGUCAAUGGAAGAUCCGAGUGUGAUUGCAAGCGCUUUCAGCGAAAUUGAGGGCACCAAGUGUCCCUUCAUGCCGAAACCAUUCUGCACCUAUACCGGCCACACCUCGGAUCUUCUCGAUGUAUCCUGGUCGAAAAAUUACUUUGUUUUGUCCUCGUCAAUGGACAAAACUGUCCGACUCUGGCACAUAUCGCGAAAAGAGUGUCUCUGCUGCUUUCAACAUAUCGAUUUUGUAACUGCAAUUGUUUUCCAUCCACGGGACGAUCGAUACUUCCUCUCAGGAUCCCUGGAUGGCAAGCUCCGACUCUGGAAUAUACCGGACAAGAAAGUGGCCGUUUGGAAUGAGGUGGAUGGCCAGACGAAGCUGAUCACGGCAGCGAAUUUCUGCCAGAAUGGCAAAUUUGCCGUUGUCGGCUCGUAUGAUGGGAGGUGUAUAUUUUAUAAUACGGAUCAGCUCAAGUAUCAUACGCAAAUUCAUGUGCGAUCGACCCGCGGGAAAAAUUCGACGGGUCGGAAAAUCAGCGGUAUCGAGCCGAUGCCGGGCGAGGACAAGAUUCUGGUCACCUCGAACGACAGUCGGAUUCGUCUCUACGAUCUGCGGGAUUUGAAUCUCUCCUGCAAGUACAAGGGCUAUGUGAAUGUCAGCAGUCAGAUAAAGGCGAGUUUCAGUCCGGACGGACAGUACAUUGUCAGUGGAUCCGAGAAUCAGUGUAUUUAUAUUUGGAAGACAAAUCACGAUUAUUCCAAAUUCUCGAGUGUUCGCAGAGAUAGGAAUGAUUUCUGGGAGGGGAUUAAGGCUCACAAUGCGGUUGUGACUUGUGCUGUUUUUGCACCAAAUCCUGACACCAUUAUCAAGCAGAUUGAGGCGAGAGAGCAGCUGGAGAAUAAAGCGGAUCCGAAAAGUGUCGACAGUGUUAGCGCGAAUGCUACGCCUGUCGAUCCGGUUGUUGAACAACGCACGAAAGGUUGUGGCGGUCAUGUUCUGGUCAGUGCAGAUUUUAAUGGAUGCAUCAAAGUCUUUCUAAAUAAAACCAAACCAAAGCAUAGUUCUUUACCAGCCUCGGCUCUCGCGUAAUCCAAGCUUGACUUGUAAGUAAUGUUUCGGCUGGUCUAAAAAGUAGGCUUUUCUUCAAAAGUUAAAAGGCUUUUUAACUGUUUUUUUUUCUUUUUUUUUUUUAAUUUCAAGUCAAAAAAUCUAGAUUUUAAGGUUUUAAGAAGUAUUGUGUAAGAAAAAACAUGUGGUUUUUAAUCAGAAAAGCUUAAAAUUUUCUAAAAAUUAUGCUAACUAUGUUUUUUUUGGGAUUUAAUCGUUUUUUACUGUCGCUUCGUACACAUUUUUUUGAAAAAUAAUUUCAUUUGGAUAAUUUUCAAUUAAGAGGGAAAUAACAAAGUUUUGAGGAUUGUUGAAAUAAUUUAUUUUUGUAGGUUUUAAACUUUGUUCACAAAAAAUAAUGUUUUUCCUUUCAUUAAAAAUGACUGACAAUAUUUCAAUUCUUAAAAUCCUAAGAAAGAAAAAAAUGAGGUUCUCUGAUUUAAAGAGAAAUCAGGAAACAAAAAAAAAA